AUGGCCGGGCUGCCCCGCAGGAUUAUUAAGGGAACCCAGCAUUUGCUGGCAGAACCAGUUCCUGGGAUAAAAGCAGAACCAGAUGAAAGCAAUGCACAUUAUUUUCAUGUGGUCAUUGCAGGCCCACAGGAGUCCUCCUUUGAGGGAGGGACUUUUAAACUUGAACUAUUUCUUCCAGAAGAAUACCCAAUGGCAGCUCCUAAAGUAUGUUUCAUGACCAAAAUUUAUCACCCUAGUGUAGACAAGUUGGGAAGAAUAUGUUUAGAUAUUUUGAAAGAUAAAUGGACCCCAGCAUUGCAGAUCCAUACAGUGCUGCUCUCAAUCCAAGCUUUGUUAAAUGCUCCCAAUCCAGAUGAUCCAUUAGCAAAUGAUGUAGCUGAGCAGUGGAAGACCAAUGAAGCCCAAGCCAUAGAAACAGCCAGAGCAUGGACUAAGCUAUAUGCCAUGAAUAAUAUUUAA
Dromiciops gliroides (monito del monte) is the source of this 459-nucleotide messenger RNA. Its product is annotated as ubiquitin-conjugating enzyme E2 N-like. Lineage: Eukaryota; Metazoa; Chordata; Mammalia; Microbiotheria; Microbiotheriidae. The coding region runs from base 1 to 459 and encodes 152 amino acids. The record is from RefSeq and is a predicted model, not a curated record. The transcript has a single exon.